AGGACCUAAUUACUUGUGGCAUGUCGAUUCGUACGAUAAAUUAAAAAAUUAUGGGAUUUGCAUUAACGGUUGCAUUGAUGGCUACUCCAGGAAAAUUAUAUGGUGUGAAGUAACUUUUUCAAGUAGCGAUCCUCGUAUAAUAGCUGGACAUUUUAUAACAUCUAUAGAAAAACUUAGAGCAUGUCCAAAAAAAGUAAGAGGGGAUCGUGGAACAGAGAAUAAGAAUAUUGCAGAGAUGCAAAGUGUUCUUACGGACCAAAGUACGUUUAUUUAUGGACCAAGUACAGGUAACCAAAGAAUAGAGGCAUUUUGGCGACAUUUGCGGAUGGAAUGCUGUCAAUUUUGGAUUGAGUUUUUUGGACACUUAAGAGACAUUGGGAAAUACACAGGUGACAUCAUAGAUAAAAAUCUUGUCCAGUUGGUUUUCAUGGAAUUUGUGCAGAAAGAUAUAGAUGAAGCAGUAUCUGUCUGGAAUACUCAUCGGAUUCGUCCAACUAGAAAUGGAAACGUCCCAGCAGGCAAACCUUGUAUUCUUUAUUGUCUACCAGAAUUAGAAGGUACUAGAGAUUAUUCGAUACCACUAGAUCAACAUGUUCUCGAGAUCUGCAGAAACGAAUGCUCAUUUAACAAGAACACCCCAUCUGACCCCGACAUGCAUGAAUUUUUCAAAAUCUUGAUGGAAGAGAACUACAUAGCGUCGCCUAACUGUCUGGAAGAUGCCUGUAAUUUGUAUGUAACUCUUCGUAACCUGGCAAAUCGUGAAAUAUAUCAUUUAUAGACUUUUGCAGAGGCA
This is a messenger RNA of Saccostrea echinata, 793 nucleotides long. RefSeq lists its product as uncharacterized. The record is from RefSeq and is a predicted model, not a curated record. Bases 236 to 778 code for a protein of 180 amino acids. Lineage: Eukaryota; Metazoa; Mollusca; Bivalvia; Ostreida; Ostreidae. The transcript is spliced from 2 exons.